Darwinula stevensoni is the source of this 888-nucleotide messenger RNA. NCBI's taxonomy places the organism in Eukaryota, Metazoa, Arthropoda, Ostracoda, Podocopida, Darwinulidae. The record is from the annotation of a GenBank genome assembly.
AUGAAUGUUGUAGGAGCGAGCCGCCUCUUGCGGAUCGGAUGGCCAUACCUCUGGCAGCCCGAGAUCGUGGACACUCAGAUCGGUUUGAUCGGAGACUUGGCGAUCGCGGCCGUCCCGGGAGAAUUCACCACCAUGGCCGGAAGGAGGCUACGGAACGCCAUGACUCAAGUCCUCGAAUCGCACGGGGCCGAGAAUCCGACCGUCGUCAUCGCAGGGUUAUCCAAUACCUACUCGGAUUACAUCACGACAUACGAAGAGUAUCUGGUCCAGAGGUACGAAGCAGCUUCCACGAUUUUCGGUCCCCAUACUCUUCAGGCGUACCUGAAUCAAUACACGUACCUAUUGGAAGCUGCCUUCUCGGGCGCCACGGUGCCUCCCGGGCCCACGCCUCCAGACUUGCUCGAUGAAAUGCUGACCUUCAUCCCACCCGUGCUCUUCGAUACUGCCCCGGGUGGAACCGAUUUCGGAGAUUGCACCGUGCCGCCUCCCGCCACCGUCAACCGUGGAGACGUCAUCCGUGUCGACUUCAUCACGGGACACCCACGAAACAACGUGAGACACGGAGACACUUUCCUCGCCGUGGAACGUCUUCUCGACACCGGCGAAUGGGAGCGAGUCGCAGUCGAUGCCAACUGGGAAACCAAGUACGAGUGGGAGAAUACGAAUUUCUUUUUGGGUGAAAGCGUGGCCCACAUCACGUGGCACGUCCCCGCCGAUGCCACACCUGGCACCUACAAGAUUCGACACUUUGGGGAGCAGAANACGUGGCACGUCCCCGCCGAUGCCACACCUGGCACCUACAAGAUUCGACACUUUGGGGAGCAGAAAGACAUCUUCAAGGCCAUCACUUCUUUCGAAGGAGAAUGCCCGCAGUUCCAAGUCGUCUGA